ACAAAAAAAAAAUGUCUCGAACCCUGUUGCAUUUUGGGACACUUGAUUGACACGGCAGCCAUUUUACCCGCUGGACGCUCCCUCCCAUUGUGGAAACGGAGAAGGAAAUAGUCAAGCUAAACCUUUCUCACCACUUCUGUUGAGUUUUUCCUCAAGGUGAUCCUGAGUAGCAAUGGCCCGUACCAAGCAGACUGCCCGUAAAUCCACUGGAGGCAAAGCUCCACGUAAGCAGCUGGCCACAAAGGCUGCCCGCAAGAGCGCCCCGUCUACUGGAGGUGUGAAGAAGCCCCAUCGCUACAGGCCCGGUACUGUGGCUCUGCGUGAGAUCCGUCGUUACCAGAAGUCCACUGAGCUUCUGAUCCGCAAGCUGCCCUUCCAGCGCCUGGUGAGAGAAAUCGCCCAGGACUUCAAGACGGAUCUGCGUUUCCAGAGUGCUGCUAUUGGAGCUCUGCAGGAGGCCAGCGAGGCCUACCUGGUGGGUCUGUUUGAGGACACCAACCUGUGUGCCAUCCAUGCCAAGCGUGUCACCAUCAUGCCCAAAGACAUCCAGUUGGCACGUCGCAUCCGCGGGGAGCGUGCUUAAAUACUUUUUGUCUUUGUAGUUUUCACCUCCUCCUUCACCCGUCUGUCCAUCCCUCACCUGUCCCCUGCCUCCUCCUCUCCUGUGUAAUUAGUAUGUAGGGAAAAUUUAUUAUAAAUCAGGUGUAUAGUUGUGUUUUUCUUAGUGCUCUCAGUGGAAUACUUCUAUGGUACCCUUUUUUCUGUGCAUGUACCAACCCUUUGGUGAUGAGCUCUCCUAAUGUACAUAUGUCCUACUUGUCGUUACUCUGAUUCCACACUGUGGUGGAGACCAUUGUAAUAGAUUAAAAAAAAAAACACACACACACACACAAAUUACGCUAGUGCAAACUUAGUAUGGACAGACAAGAGGAUGGAUGUUUAUCUGCUGGGGGGCCUCUUAGUGCUUCUUUCCAGCAUGGUGCUAGAUGAUCCUCUUGUGCUCUCGAUCAUGCACCAGCCUUAGCUCCCAAGUUUGCAGACCGCAGCAUUGUUGGUCUCUCCGGCUGGAUUCUCCGUCCCUGCAUGUUUAUGCACAAGUGCUUGCUUGGACCACUGCAGAUAACUCAAAUUCAACCCAUCAACAUUUCUGGAGACAAGGAUUAGAAUAUUGCUUUUUGCUGAUAUUGUUCAGUCGUGAUUUUUGCUUCAGUUAAAACUGUGUGGAAAUUCCUUUUCACUACAGUGCAAGGCAUGGAGCUGAGGGGAACAAUCUCAUUUCAACACAAGAGAACAAAAACAAGCUGAUUGUUGAUUGUAGAUUGUGGCUUCUAACAUUGACCGUCUUUUAAAAUGUUCUUUUUUUAAAAAAAAAAAGAAAAGAAAGAAAAAUGGACCUCCAGAAUUUUCAGUGACUUUUCUUGAAUUGUUUUAGCCAAAGCUUCAAGUCGCUGAUACUUUCACAUUAACGGCUUUUUGUUUUUAGAUAAACCUUAUUGUGAGAAAGGUUAAUAAGGUUCCAAAAUCCAAAAUAUAUUUCUCAAAACAAUGUGAUGAAAUAUUUUUUAAAUUAGUAUCUCAUGACAGACAAUAAGGAGAAGCGGCAUAGAAAAUGGAUGGAUGACAGACAAUAUUGAUAAUGGUCCCUCUGCCUCUAUUUGCUUUUUGUUUUCCUGCCGGUUGAUCAUCUGUACUUUUUCUCAGGUUGACUCAUCACCCUUAUAAAUUAAUUACGACUAGUUUUUGUUUUUGUAUGUGUGUGGCUUUUUUUUCUUCAAUUUCUUUUCUGGAAACAUUAGUGGUGAUGUUUUAAUGAAACAAUGUUUGUAAUUCCCGGAUUUGUCAUAUAAAGUGGUAAUAAAUGGAUGUUACACACACACACACAAACACA
This is a messenger RNA of Dunckerocampus dactyliophorus (ringed pipefish), 1888 nucleotides long. Its product is annotated as histone H3.3A. Gene Ontology annotation, cellular component: nucleosome. Lineage: Eukaryota; Metazoa; Chordata; Actinopteri; Syngnathiformes; Syngnathidae. The transcript has 4 exons. The record is from RefSeq and is a predicted model, not a curated record. Gene Ontology annotation, molecular function: DNA binding; structural constituent of chromatin; protein heterodimerization activity. The coding region runs from base 173 to 583 and encodes 136 amino acids.